Messenger RNA from Chrysoperla carnea, 4131 nucleotides. Its product is annotated as dual specificity protein kinase splA. NCBI's taxonomy places the organism in Eukaryota, Metazoa, Arthropoda, Insecta, Neuroptera, Chrysopidae. The coding region runs from base 1 to 4131 and encodes 1376 amino acids. The record is from RefSeq and is a predicted model, not a curated record. The transcript is spliced from 7 exons. Gene Ontology annotation, molecular function: DNA-binding transcription factor activity, RNA polymerase II-specific; RNA polymerase II cis-regulatory region sequence-specific DNA binding. Gene Ontology annotation, biological process: regulation of transcription by RNA polymerase II.
AUGGAUGAAAUAAAAUGGUCAAAAAAUGAAACAAUUAGCACAAACUUAACAAAUAUUAUAUAUAACACUACUGAUAGUAUAACAAAUGGGGAACAAGAAUAUUUACAGGAAGAUUUACCGACAAAUGAUUGUUUUAAUAAAGAUAAUCGAAGUGUUUGUUUAAAUGAACCCAAUCAAUUUUUAAAUGAUCAUUGUAAAAUCAUAAAUGACAACCAUGGAAAACUUAAUAUUGAUGGCCUUGACAGACAAGCUCAGAUUCAACAGAUUGUUGAGAAUACUAUCAGCGAAGAAUCACGAUUACGUAUACAUCAAAUUUUGGAAUUGGUAUCAGCACUUACUUCGCCGGAAAAGCUAUUAUUGUAUUUACGACUUCCAACCGAUACACAACCUAUCUCCGAUCCAUUACGACAACCACUUAAUCCACUUGGAUCUAGAUCAGAAAUUAGUCAAACAAUUAAUUGGAUACGAACACAUCUGGAGGAAGAUUCCCAAGUGGCUAUGCAAAAACAGGAUGUUUAUGAGGAAUAUACAGCGUAUUGCUUAGAAAAUGAAAUGAAAGCACUAUCAACAGCUGAUUUUGGGAAAGUAAUGAAACAGGUAUAUCCAAAAGUACGACCUAGACGACUUGGUACUAGAGGAAAUUCAAAAUAUUGUUAUGCUGGUUUGCGAAAACGUGUUAAGUUAGAAGCACCCAUUUUACCUGAUCUCUUAGAUUUCCCAAAGUCUACAGAAUUUCCAUGUUCACAAGCUGAUUUAAUGGAAGCGGCGUCUCGUUUAGUGCGUGAAUGGGCUGAAAAUUUAUUGGGCGUACAAUUUCCAACUUUAGAUUCAUUGGCAUGUCAUUUGAUUGAAAUUGGAAGUGUCGAUACUCGUUCAGUGGCUGCAUUAACCAUCAUUAAUGCUUUUGGACGAAAUUCUGAUAAAGCAGUCAAGUUAAAAACAUCAUCUUCGAGUCCAACAGCUGGUAAACACAGGGAAACACAACUUCAAUUACAAAGAAAGCUUCAUCAACGUGAAGUAAUUCGUGAGCAUAAACGUAAAAUGCAGCUUCAGUCAUCAAAAUGUGAUACAAAUAAUAUAACAUCAACAAAACGGGCGAAAAAAAUCAAAAUUGAAGAAACAACACCAAAUACAUCGCCAACAAUAAAUGAUGAAAGCGAUUUAUUAAUCGAUUCAAAUCAUCAUCAACAUGCAACAACAAAUGGUAGUAACUAUGACAACACCAUUACUCAUAACAAUACAGUCUCAACUGUUGUAACAAAUAAUAAUACCACAAUUGUUGCAUCAACGCCAGCAUCAACAAACAGUAGUCCACAAACAAUUGCUCAGGGUAAUAUAAAUAAUAAUAAUAAUAAUAAUAAUUUAACAAACAUAUCAGGUACGUUAAGGCUGUUACCAGUCUGUGAUACAAAGAAAAUAAUGGCAUCAACUUCUUCAACAACUACAACAUUACAGCUAGUUACGUUACCUGAUUUUAGCAGUUUUCAAAAUAAUAAUGUCAAUAAUAAUAAUAAUUAUAAUACUGAUGAGAAUACUUGUGACACAAAAUCAUUGACAACAUCAAAACAACAAAAUACUUCCAAUAAAACAACAGUCAAUUUAUCUAAAAAACCACAAGAAACAAUUACAGUAAAAGCUUUUGCAAAUAAGUCAAUAUCACGAUCAAAUUCUUAUGAGCAUCAACAAAAUGAAGCACAAAAACUUGAACAAAAACCAAUUCCCCCGACUCCACCAACAUUACCUCCUCCACACCAGGAUAAACAACAGAAACAACAAAGACUGCGUGUACCACGAUUACCGAAUACAAAAUUAAAGCCAGUAAUACAAUCGAAAACAACUAAGUACAAAAAUGAUGUUCGAUCUCAUGACAAUAUUGUCAAGCAACCAUUAUUACAACAAAAUCCACCUGUUCCACCACUUUUAGGCUAUUAUAAUCAAAUACCGUCAGCAGCGGAUGAUAAAUUAAAAUUGGAACAGAUUGAAAUGAAGAAUAAAUUGAAAUUAAUACCACGUGAACGUGUUUGUAGUAUUGGAAAUAUUGAUAAAGAUGCGUUAGACGAUUACUUGUAUAGUGGGAAUAAUUCACAAGAACCGGAAGAAGAAAUUAUGCAAUAUUUUCAAAAUGAUUCAUCAAGUGUUGAAGAUUUUACUGCGAAUAAAGUUGAAAAUAAUUUAUUAAAUACACCAAUCGAGGAGCAUGUUGAUGAGAAAACCGAUAAAAUUUCACAACUUCGUUUGCUAUUAGAAAAAAAUCUAAAAUCAACGAAAAGUCCACCAGAGGAUUGUAAAAGUGAUGAAAUACAAUCGACAUCAUCAUCACAAAAUAAUUUUAUGUAUCAAAAUUCAAUCGAUCCACAGAAAUCGUUGAUUUUAUCAUCGCUCUUAACAUCAAAUACACCAGGUUUAAAUACAAAACGUCGUGUUAGUUUUGAUACGUACACAACGGCAACAAGUAGUGUACCACCAAGUCCAAAUACACGUCGACAACAUUUCAAUUUUACACCAAUAUCACCUGGACCAAAUUCACCCGGUGGGAAACAAUCAAAGAAUUCAAGUACAAAUGCUAGUCCAUUUGUAAGUCCACGUAAUACGCCGGUACCUAUAAAAUAUACACGUAAUCGAUCUACAUGCACCAAGAAAUUAUCAAAAGACGAUGUGAAAUUAUCGAUAGAUAUUGGUAAAACAUCCGGACAAUUUGUUAUACCAAAUAAUUUACCAAUGUCAGCGCCACCAAGUCCAAUGUUACCAUAUCGACAUAAACAACCACAUCAUCAUCAGCAACACUAUUUGCAAACGUUGUUAGAUGCGGACGUGACAAGUUCUUCACCAUCGUAUCUUCCAAACGAUAGUAUCAAUGAGUACAUCGAGCGAAAACUACACGAUAAAACUAAGUUAGCAAAAUUGAAAAUUGAAAAUCCAUCAAUUGAUACAACAUCCUCCUCAGAUAAUUCACCAAAAUUAUCAAAUCUAACACCAAGUAAUGAUUCUACGUUGUUAGUUGUACAUUCAGCUGAUCCUCUAUCACAAGAAGUGAGUCAAUUUUUCCCCGAUGAACAAUCUCAGCCAAUUUUUAACAAUGUUGACAUGUUUCGAUCACAAUCAGUCCCAUUACACCACCAGCAAAUCAAAACUAGUGAUUCGAUGAUUUUUUAUAAUCAACAACAAAAUCCAGGUGUUAACUAUAAUUUUAUGCCAUCAAAUGUAACAUCCACAAGUAGUUCCGUUGGACAAACACCUGUACCAAAUGAAUUCAAUGAUUUCACUGGACUCGGAGAUACAACAACGAUUUUGAAUAAUGAGAACUUGGACAAAAUUUUUAAUAUCCUACAAAAUGAUACGUCAUCAAAUAACAUGUUUAAUGAGCUAGAUACGUCAUCAUCACAGGUUUCAAGUGAUUUAGUACAAUCAAGUUCAUUUAUGUCAACACCUGCAUCAGAGACACCUGGUGGAAAUCAUAAUAAUGGGUUGUUGAGAUCACAAAGUAUUGAUUUAUCCGGUGUAAUGAUGAUUAAUCAAAAUGUACGAUAUCCAAAUAAUUUUGCACCAUCAAGAUCGGUACCAAGUACACCGUUGCCAUAUGUAAAAGAACAACAUACAGCGUCUACGUUGCUUGAUUAUGGAAGUUUAUCGAAAUCACAUCCGUCAACACCGUUAAUCAAUGAUACGGGAUUUAAUUAUAAGCAUACACAAAUUGGAGAUUAUUUAUUGAAUGGCCAACCGAUUGGUAAUAAUAAAUUAAAUGAAUUAACUAGUUAUUUGUCGACAACGUCGUCGGAAGUACGUGGUGCUGAACCGUUUGUGAAGAGCAAAGAGGCAAUUUUAAGUGAUGAUACACCGUAUGUGGAUGAUAGUUUCACAUUUUCUGAUUCGGUAUUGUUAGUCGAUGCUAACGAUACAUUUAAUUUUACAACACGUGUCGGGGAUGAUACAUCGAACGUGGUUGAUAAUGAUUUAAUGCAGCUAAGUGGUGGAGGUGGUGCAGACGGUCUACAAACUGUAACACCAUCUGAUACCAGUGAUAAUUUUGUAACAAGUACAAAUACAGAGCAGCAUUUUUUAAAAGUUGAUAAUAAUAAAUGCAGUGCUGUUAUUGAUAAUAAGUUCGUUGCAGGUUCGACGAAAUUAAAAUAA